AUGUCCGAACGCAUCAAACGCCGCAAAUUGAACCUCGAAGCACAACCACCCCCAAAUUCCAACCUAGAAAACACUCCAAAAAUAGAACAUUUCCCGGAAAAAAUACUCUUUCAAAUCAUCGCCAAUAUUCCCGGUCUUGAUACCCUGUGGAACCUUCUGACUGCAUCACCUCGCUGUCUUCGCCUCUUCAACAACCAAGCGCUCAACAUCAUCGAACAAAUCUUUGCGAGCCCUAAUUCCAUCCUACCGCCGAAAAUCCAGGACAUUGUCCGUGCUGUAAUUCUCACAAGAGCGGGUUCUCUUCCGUUCAAGAGCCGCAAUGAGUUGCGUUACCAAUUUAUACACCACAAGCUGCCUCUUCGAAUAGUAAAAGACAAAACAUGCUUGAAUUUUGGUCCCGAUCGUUUGACCGCUUCUGAUAUACCGGCCUCAAUUCUUCGUUCCGUCGUUGCAACGGCUCACCACAUUUCCGCUCUAACACACGCAUGUCUAUCGUUCUACCUCGCACAAGUCUACAACCCGAGUGUAUUUGCACCUCAACAUGCUCAAACUCCCCUACCUCUCUACAAGGUUAGAGGUUCAAACCCUCCCGCGGGCGAUAAAACACCUGCUUGGCACCAAGUUUUCGUUGGAACGCCCUACACGGUAGUUGACGCGGGACCAGCUAGUUGGGUGGAAGAGAUGCGUGUUACGCGCGCCAUGUGGCUCAUUCAGUUGGUGGGAGACGUGCGGUCUUUUGUGUUUAACAAUUUCAGUACAUCAGGCUGGUCGUACGAUGACAUCAACACGACGUUCCCGACAUCAACAGACGGCCUUGCUCAGGAUGGAACCAUGAACAGCGCUGCCGAAGAGAUACGAUCUGUAUUGGCAUAUCUGGAAAAGCUCGGCAUCCAAACAAAAGGCACACCAUUCUACAAACUACCCAAACUCCCUGCAGAUGCAAUAUCCGUCAACCCAGUAACUCCUCUUCCAGAUCCAUGCGAAGCAAUGUGGGGAGGCUUCGGCAUCUGGUACAACCACGGCCACAAAACCAUCAAACUGCCCCCCACGCCCGAAGCCCGAAAACGAGCCAAAAGCCCCAAACUCAGCGAAUCUUCUCUACGCGGCCAAACGAGAGCCAGUCUCGAAAUUGAAGCUCCCGCACUCACCAUGCUCCGACACUUCACAGAGGGGAGAUACGGGCUACCUAUAACAAAUGCAAGGUUCGACGCGUAUCGGCCGUUUGGACUGGCGUUUUGGGAUAAACGGAGAUUGCAUCUAUUGGGUCUCUUGGGGGAGGGGCAGCAGAGUGAGCGGGACCUUGAUUUUUAUUGUUUUGCGUGGGAGAGCCUGAUGGAGGCUAGUUGGGUGAGGCAUAUCAUGAGUGUGUUGAGGGACGGAGUUGAGCUGGAGAAUGAGAGCGAAGGUGGUGUAUCUGGUGUUGGGUCUGAUGAUGAAGAGUAA
Trichoderma gamsii is the source of this 1443-nucleotide messenger RNA. RefSeq lists its product as hypothetical. The record is from RefSeq and is a predicted model, not a curated record. Lineage: Eukaryota; Fungi; Ascomycota; Sordariomycetes; Hypocreales; Hypocreaceae. The transcript has a single exon. Bases 1 to 1443 code for a protein of 480 amino acids.